Molecule: messenger RNA, 1004 nt
Organism: Prosopis cineraria
Lineage: Eukaryota; Viridiplantae; Streptophyta; Magnoliopsida; Fabales; Fabaceae
Product: ATP synthase delta chain, chloroplastic-like
Exons: 1
Coding region: 136-888 (250 amino acids)
Biological process (GO): photosynthetic electron transport in photosystem I; photosynthetic electron transport in photosystem II; proton motive force-driven ATP synthesis
Cellular component (GO): chloroplast thylakoid membrane
Molecular function (GO): proton-transporting ATP synthase activity, rotational mechanism
Source: RefSeq, a predicted model, not a curated record
GGUGCCCUCAACGCAAGAUAGCUUAUCCGACGACCGACGCUCUCCACCGUUAAUCUCAUCUCUCCCCAUCAAACCCCUCCGUCAUCUUCACUCCACUCUCUCUCUCUCUCUCUGUGCGCUCGGAAGUCAGAAUCAAUGGCGUCUCUACGCCAUACUCCAACCUCAAUCCAAUCCAAUCACUCUCCACUCUCCGGAAACUUCGCCUCCCCUAGACCCCCCUUCAACCUCUCAUUCUCCGCCUCUACCUUCCCGUCUUCUCUCCAACUCAAUUUCGCCGCCACCACUGGCCGCCGCUCCCAUGGCGGCGCUCUCGGUGCCAAGAUGACUUCCAGCGCCGCCGCCAGCUACGCCCUCGCGCUCGCCGACGUCGCCAAGGCCAAUAACACCCUCGACUCUACGACCGCCGAUAUCGAGAAAAUCGAGGAAAUCUUUGCCGACCCUGGUGUUUUCUCCUAUUUCAACAACCCUACCAUAGAGACCGAGAAGAAGAAAAAGGUCGUGGAGGAAAUCGCCAUUUCCUCCAGCUUGCAGCCUCAUACUCGAAAUUUCCUCAACAUUUUGGUGGAUGCAAAGAGGAUCGAUCUGAUCAAGGAUAUCGCGAAGGAGUAUGAGUUCGUGUAUAACGAUUUGACGGACACGAAGCUUGCGAUCGUGAGCUCGGUGGUGAAGCUGGAAUCACAGCACCUGGCGCAGAUAGCGAAGCAGGUGCAGAAGCUGACCGGUGCGAAAAAUGUGAGAAUCAAGACCUUGAUUGAUCCAAGUUUGGUGGCUGGAUUCACGAUCAGGUAUGGGAAUUCGGGAUCUAAGUUGAUUGAUAUGAGUGUGAAGAAGCAACUUGAAGAAAUUGCUGCUCAGCUCGAUUUGGGCGAUAUCACACUCAGUUCAUGAACCUUCUUGGUGGAAAAAGUUCCAUCGUCAAUUUUAGUUGCUUUGAUGAACUGUCAAGCGUGUACAAGAUUCUUGCGGUAGCAUAUAUAUACACAUAUGAUUUUAAUUUUGGUAAA